Molecule: messenger RNA, 674 nt
Organism: Porites lobata
Lineage: Eukaryota; Metazoa; Cnidaria; Anthozoa; Scleractinia; Poritidae
Source: the annotation of a GenBank genome assembly
AUGUUUGAUUUCACUACUAGCAGGGAUACUAGAAAUAUCAACUUCCAUUUGCAAGUGAGUACAAAAUCAUUUAUUUUAUUUUAACCUUUUUUUUUAUGACUGCCUUUUCCAACUCCCUGUUUUACUCCUUUGGGUCAAAGUUGAAAUUUAGCUUUUGAUUGCAACUGUAUGAUAUUUUUUUACUGGCGGCAAGCAGGUUUUAGUUAUGGCAAUUGACAGAGAAAUGGCUUGCCUACAUAGCAAGCGCUUCCAUCGAGUUACAGUUGAGUUUUUUAGCUCUCGUCAUAACUUUCUUGACGAACUCGCGCGGAAACGCUCGCUACGCUGGUUAGGAAAUGGCUUGAUUGUUUUGCAGUGUUCUAAGUUACAUGCAUGUAUUCUCUCUUUGUAAUUGAAAGGUGUUUAGUCGUGGAAAGCUUGUGGCCCAGGAACGUAAACUACAUCCCGUUGAUUAUCAGCCUGGCAUGAAAACAUUCAAAAAUUCCAAGAACGAAGACAUGUUCACCAGCCAGGGCUUCAUUGAGUUUAAUGUAACCCAGAAGAUGGUGCCAAAAUGCCGCGUCUUACUGUUCUAUGUGAGGGAGGACCAAAACAAGGAGACUGUGGCUGAUAACUUGGUGAUUGAUGUCGAAGACACUUUGGAAAACAAGGUAGAUCAUCAGUGUUCAUUCUAA